AUGUUGGCCAAGGUGCUCCAAAAAGUUGAGUCAACUGAUGCAGGGGUGAAGGAGAUGAAAGGUGAUUUCUCCAGUAUGAGUCAACUAGUAGACUCCCACACCACCUCCAUAAAGCAAAUAGAGCAGCACUUGGGGCAGCUUUCAGCAUCACUAAAUCAAAGGAAGAAUGGGUCACUGCCUAGUGAUACUAUUCAAAAUCCUAAGAAGGACGGGCAUUGCAUGGCUAUCGCCACCAGGAGUGGUAAGAUUCUUAAUGACCCAAUUUUUAUAGGUACUGAGAAUGAACAGGUUGUGGAGCAAACUGGAAGAGAGGAGACCGAAGCUGAACAUGUAUAUGACUCGCAGGACGCUCAGCCAAUAGUGAAACAAACAAGAGCAACGGAGAAAGGAGUUGAGAGAAUUAUGCCUUUACAACAAAUUUCAAGACCACCUCCUCCUUUCCCUCAAAGGCUUAAAAAAAAGCCGAAGAUGGGAAAUUUUGCUAUUGCUACCAGGUCUCUAGUAAAGAAGGUGGAGGAUCCGGGUGCAUUCACCAUACCGUGCAGAAUCGGAUUAAUCGAAUUCACAAAGGCCUUGUGUGACUUAGGGGCCAGUAUAAACUUGAUGCCAUUGGCCAUCUACAAGCAACUGGGGUUAGGAGUUCCAAAACACACAUCAAUGAGGUUGAUGAUGGCAGAUAGGUCGAGGAAGCGACCCGUGGGCAUCUUAUGUGAUGUGCUCGUAAAGGUGGACACUUUCAUCUUUCAAGCAGACUUUGUGAUAUUUGAUUGUGAAGUGGAUUUUGAGGUUCCCAUAAUCUUGGGAAGACCAUUUAUAGCCACAGGAUGA
Solanum tuberosum (potato) is the source of this 828-nucleotide messenger RNA. RefSeq lists its product as uncharacterized. The transcript has 2 exons. The coding region runs from base 1 to 828 and encodes 275 amino acids. The record is from RefSeq and is a predicted model, not a curated record. NCBI's taxonomy places the organism in Eukaryota, Viridiplantae, Streptophyta, Magnoliopsida, Solanales, Solanaceae.